Messenger RNA from Blepharisma stoltei, 645 nucleotides. NCBI's taxonomy places the organism in Eukaryota, Ciliophora, Heterotrichea, Heterotrichida, Blepharismidae. The record is from the annotation of a GenBank genome assembly.
AUGGCACAAUAUGGGAAAGCUGAGUACUGGGAAGAAAGGUACACAAGGGACGCUGAGCCAUUUGACUGGUAUCAGCGCUGGAGUGGUGUUAAAGACGUGGUAACUCAAUAUGUGUUUCCUACCCACCAAAUACUGCAUUUAGGAUGUGGAAACUCCCGGCUAAGUGAAGAAAUGUAUGAUGAAGGCUUUAUUAACUCUAUUAAUAUUGAUAUCAGCCAAGUCGUUAUUAAAGCAAUGCAAGAAAAGUACAGAGACAAGCAGACUAUGAGAUUUUUGCAUAUGGAUGGGAGAAAUAUGGAAUUUGAUGAUGCGACUUUUGAUGCUGUUAUUGAUAAAGGGACACUUGAUGCUAUUCUCUGUGGGGAAAAUUCUACGGCUCAUGCAAAUAAAAUGAUUUCAGAAGUGUAUAGAGUUUUGUCACCGACUGGAGCUUAUGUGGUAAUCUCUUAUGGACAGCCUCCACAUAGAUAUCCUUAUUUAGAUAAGCCAGAAUUUAAUUGGGAAAUAACGGUUCAUCAAGUCCAAAAGCCGACUAUUGCGAGUACUGCUGCGUUAGCUACAGAUGAUAGAGAUCAGCCUAAUGUUCAUUAUAUUUACGUCUGCAAAAAGCGUGGAGGAAGAGAAGCACCUAGACAAGAAGCUUAA